UCUAACAGCCAUAUGCAGAGAUCUCACUUUAUCUUUAAGGGUCCCUCAAACGCAAAAAGUGGCCCUAAGUACCGUGCAAGAACCUCCCUUCUACUUCACUUCAUCACGGCACCCUAGAUUUCAAGUGAAGGAAGCUGUCAUACUUUAGGCCGCCCGAUCCGAGCCUUAAGGGACCCUAAAUUAAGAUGGCGGUCAUUAUUUGAAAAAAAUAACUCAUUUAAUUAAACUUCUACUGUAAUAUAAAGAGGAAUUGGGCUUGCGCUGCUUGUAAAUAAUGAUAAUUAUUUAAAAUGAAUGUGUAGGAAGAGUUUUGUUGCAUAUGCGGCUCUUUUAAAUAUUCUAGUGUUAAAACAACUUAUCCCAUAUCCACCCAGACCAUCUUUGUUUACAUUUUGAAGUGCUUACUUUAUUUACUAGAAAAUAGCCGUUUCGUAAGUGAUUUCUAAACAUUAUUGUGUGUUCUUAGAGUAAAUAAAGUACUGUGUGAGUUUAUAUUUGCUCUGAUGGAUGACCCGAGAUUGUUUGACGAAGAAUAUUUAGAUUUUAUUCAACGGGUCGAAAAUAGAGAAAACCAUCAUCCCCGACGGUAUUUACGUGAUGGUCAAAAUCCUUGCGAAUUCUUCUCCGACAUCGAAUUCGUCAAACGUUUUCGAUUUUCUAAACAGAUUGUGAUGGACACUAUUGUGCCUCUUGUUGCUGCCGACAACAAUGAUAGGAGAGGAUUGCCAUUGCCACCAGUUCUUAAAGUUGUAAUAGCCUUGCGAUUUUAUGGCAGCAAUAGUUUUCAGAAUGUAUGUGGUGACCUAUGCCAUGUCAAUCAAGCAACAGUGUCAAGGAUUGUAAAGGUUGUUUCUGCACAAUUGGCCGAGCACCUUUUGGAGUAUGUUUAUUUUCCUGGACGGCAGCAACUUCAAGAAUACCAUAGGCAGUUCUAUGUAAAUGGUGGCUUUCCUGGUGUAACUGGGUGCAUAGACUGCACUCACAUUGGCAUUAGAAGCCCUGGUGGCCAGUUUGCAGAACUCUACCGUAAUAGGAAGGGUUACAUGUCUCUCAAUGUUCAGGUUGUCUCAGGUCCUAACCUUGAGAUUCUUGAUAUUGUGACAAGGUGGCCUGGCAGUACACAUGACUCAAGGAUUUUCAGCAACAGCCGGGUGAUGACUCGUUUUGAAAAUAGAGUUCUGCCAGGAGUACUGCUGGGAGACAAUGGCUAUCCUCAACUGCAUUUUCUUUUUACUCCAAUACUGGUGCCAAAUACAGUUGAGGAAACUCGCUACAAUGUAGCCCACAAGCGGACCCGGAAUACAGUAGAAAGACUGUUUGGAGUAUGGAAGCGGAGGUUCUCAUGCUUGGGACACAAGCUACGCUCAAGUCUCCAUACUACCAGCAGGGUCAUCGCUGCAUGUGCUGUUUUGCAUAAUAUAGCUGUUGCACGUGGUGAGCCACUGCCACCUCCUCCAGCUGACGAGGAGCACUUCAUGCCUGCUGUUCCUGUUGCAAAUGCGGCACCACGAAAUAAUCGUGGAGUUGAAGUGCGUGCAGAUUUUAUUCAGCGAAACUUUUUCUGAAUUUCGUUGAUUUAUUUUGAGUAGAUUGAAAACCCUGUCUUACCACCAAUGUUAUUUUUUAAUCAACAUGUAAUCACAAAAGCAAACGGCGUAGAAUCUAUACUAAUAUUAUAAAACUGAAGAGUUUGUUUGUUUGGACGCGCUAAUCUCAGGAACCACUGGUCCGAAUUGAAAAAUUAUUUCAGUGUUGGAUAGUACAUUUAUUGAGGAAGGCUAUAGGCUAUAUUAUAUUAUAUUAUCAAUAACAUUAGGGAUUCUUACUAAAAGUCCAAUUUAGAAUCAAAUGUGUUGGAGGGGGUUAGAUACAACAUGCAGUACACGUACGAAGUGUGUGUUGACAAUGCCGCAGGCGCUAGAAGUUUAUUUCCUAUUGCAUAUUAACAUUGUUGCCACGCACUAGAUGCCUUAUCAUUCUUAAUUUUCCCAUACAAGUAAAAAACACCCGUGUGAUAUUAACAACGAAGCAAUCAGUACCGUCAUAAGAGUUUUUUAGUAUUUAAAUACUUUUUAUCACUUUAAAUCACAAACCUAAACUAUUGUUUUUUUUCCUCUCUCUGUGUUUAAUUUGAUUUUUUUAUUAACAUUUUUUUUUCAAGUAUAUACAUUUUACAGACUUGAAACUUCACAGUAAUGUUCCUUAUGUUACGCAGGAUGACAUUUUCCGAAAAUUAGAUCCCAUGGGUGGUUAAAACCAGGAAACAGUGGGUACUUUGUCUGCAUGAGAACAAGAUUUUGCAUUGUUGAUGCCUUCUGCAUCUCCAUGGCAACGGGCAUCGCGCGGCAGUGGUGUACCCACAAGGAGGGGCAUGUAUAAUGAGUGGCGCAAGAGUGAUCUGCCUGUAGACUGCCGUAGCGAAGUACGGGUACAUCAGUUGUACGUUGCGUGCACGAGUCGGGAAACCAUCGGUGCUAUUCAUUUUCUCUCCGGUACAUUAUACAGCAUUGUAAUAAAUUUUCACUGAAUUUUUUUUACAAUUACUGUAAAUGGGAGCUGUGGCUUAAUUUUUUUCCAUUAGUAUAGCCGUGCGAAGCCGGGUCGGGCAGCUAGUUUUAAACAUAAUUCCUUAAGUUAUUUUUAAUAUAAUGCGUUGUUUGCUUUGUAGUGACAUGGUAAUAGGCCUCCUGGGGAACUCGCCAUGUAAAAUAAAGAGUAACGAGUUGAGUGCUGUACCUCCGGAUGUUUACCACCCAUGGUAGACCUCUAGGGUCUAACACUUGUGGUAGAUAUCCAAGGUGAUUUGGAAACUGGCACAGACAGGUAAGUAGUGCCUUUUUUGUUUCAUUUUUGCUACUUAUUGUGUAUCUAUGCUUCUUAAAGGUAUUCCUAGAAUGAAUGUGUUUGUAGCACAAGGAAUUUUAACCUUGCUGCAUUAUACAUUCAAAGAUGCUUUAAAACAUGAUCAGUCUUGUUAAUUCCUACAUUUACACAAUAAUACCUGAAUAUGGAAGUUACAUGAUUAUCUUUCGAUACUUCUCUGUAUUAGCUUAUUGUCUCACAAGAUAUAUUCAGGAAUUAAAAUUUCAUUUUAAAUCAUUCACUUUUACAAAGAGUAAUGUGUAGAAAGUAAAAUUCUUAAAUAAAAUUUGGAACUAUUAUGUAUUUUGUUGUUUUUUGUGUUUAAACUUUUAAUAAAAUUGGAAUGAGCUAAAGCCUUUGUUUAGUUAUGAAACUGAACAUGCAGAAUAUUUACUGACAUUAAUGCAUACAGUACCAUCAAGUAAUUCAGCUGAUGAUAAAUUAUAAAAAAAAUAAUAAUUUAAUUCCUUCUACACAUCAGAUGAGUUCUUAACCCAGAGUAGAGUAUUUUGUUGUGUAUUUAUAAUGUCUAAUAAGUUCUCACUAGUAUGCAUUUAAAAUUAACAUUUUUCAAAACAUUCCAUAUGCCACAUCACAAUGUUUUAAAUGAAAUUUACAGAAAAGUGGCUUCUGGGAAGUAAGACAAGUAAUAAGUGAAAGGUUGAUUAGGUUACUCAUAUUAUUACAUAUUAAAGUAUUACUUACAUAUUAAAUACUUAUUAUUAAUGUUUCUGACUUAACUUUAUAAACCUUUUACAUAAGUAGGUAUUACCCUUAUUUCCCAGAAGCUGCUUCUCUACAAAAAUUACCAUAUUGUGAACCAGUCCUAAAUUAUGUCAUCCAAUUUAGCUUCAUACUCCUUGUGAACCAUUUAUGAAUCCUAAUUCAAUGCCCAUAAGUUCACCUAUGAGUACUACAUUUUCUGUAUGGCUAGGUUUACUAUUCCUUGUAAACUGUGUUAUGAAUUUUAAUAGGAUAUGUCUUAACUGUAUAACCAGUUAUUGUGAAUAGCUGAUUGUUUUACCAGCAACCUUGUUUUACUGCAGAAAAACAAUUGUAAGGAUGUUUUUGGAUAUUAUGCAGUCAUCACUUAGGUAAAUUGUUGCAAGGGUGAUUUUGACUACACACUAAAUGCUACGUAAUUGGAGAGAAAGUAAAAACUAAGUUUAUUUAUGCAUAAACAAUUUGUAUUGAUGGUUAGUUAUAUUUGAUUAUCUUUAUUAAAAAUAAGUAGUGUGCUUAGAAUAUAAUUGGAAAUCAUUUCUGGAAUAAAGAAUAUGACCCAGAUUUACCCCAGAUUAAUAUUUAGUAGCAAUGAUGCUACAAAUUGACCUAAUUUGGUAAAUAAAAUGAAUUAUAUAGACACCAAAAAUUUCACUUUGUAAUAAAUAAGAACAAUACCCAAUUUAUAAGGUGUACAGGAGACAUUUGCAACCACACAUUGCAAGUAGUGUCACAGAUAACUUUAAUUGAAAUAGAUCAGUAAGAGAAGCUAAAGGACACUUUUUUACCAUUAAAAAAUAUUGGCAUGCACAUUUAGCAUAAUUGGAACAAGACGAUACUUACCUGACUGUGCCAGUUUCCAAAUCACCUUAGAUGUCUACCACGUGUGGUAAACAUCUGGAGGUAUAACACUCAACUCGUUACUCUUUAUUUUAAAUGGCGAGUUCCCCAGGAGGCCUAUUACCAUGUUAAUGCGAAGCAAACAAUGCAGUAUCUUAAAAACAAAAAAAAAAAAUUGUUUUUAAAACACUACAUCAUUUGCUUCCGUGAGGAUCUUGAUGCGCAGCUUAUGUAGCUCGUCAGCGUGUCGCAUUUGCUGUGCGUGCAGCUCAGCCCUACGCUGUUCUGCCAUGAGCUCAAAUUUAAUAGCUCGUUUCUCAGCUUCCACUGCUCGAGCCGCUUCUGCCUGCUCGUUUGCAAGGCGCUGCUCUUCUGCCUCUGCCAUUGCCUUACUUGCUCUCAACUUAAGCCUGUGCUCAGCCUGUUGCAUUGCGAGAACUCUCCGUGCACGCUUGUCGGCUCGCUCAAGGUUUAAAAACCUGCGCUCCACCUCCACAUCAAUUGCUGGUUUAUUUCUAGCACGAAAACCAGAAACAGGUGUUGGUAGAACAAUACUAUGAGGUUCUUCUUGUGAUGCAUUCACAAGUAAGCUGCCAGUACUGAGUGCACCAGAGCCAGUAUUGUUAGACUGUGGCAUCACAAUUUCU
This is a messenger RNA of Bacillus rossius redtenbacheri, 5072 nucleotides long. Its product is annotated as putative nuclease HARBI1. The record is from RefSeq and is a predicted model, not a curated record. The transcript is spliced from 4 exons. Bases 504 to 1565 code for a protein of 353 amino acids. NCBI's taxonomy places the organism in Eukaryota, Metazoa, Arthropoda, Insecta, Phasmatodea, Bacillidae.